CGAGAGCUCGAGGGCCGGGGCGAGCCUGGGGUUUCAGCACAGGAUUUCCGCGGGGCAGGGGUUUCAGCAGCAGCAGCAGCAGCAGGGCCAGGAGUUUACGCUCGUUCCGCACAGGGGUGGCCGUAGGAGCGGUGCUGCGAGACAGGCCCGCUCAAUCGUCAGCGAUACUGCCAGCACCGUGUCCACCAUACGCACUGCGACGACCGCUACGACAGGUUACGGUGCGCCCGGAAAUGCUAUGGUGCCGUAUGAGGGGUUGCAAAGUAGCCCGGCUUGGGGCAAUAACGUUUAUGGUGUCGAGGGCUUGCAGGAUGAGUAUGGCAUUGAGGGAUUUGCGAGGCCGAAUAUCCUGCAGCUGGAGCAGGAGGACGAGGACUACGACGAUGAGCAUCCCACUGGCUUCCGGAGGGCGAAUGAAGCUGAUCUGGCUGAGAGAGCGGGACAGCCCCCUGAUAAUUCUUUUGUGCUGCCUACUCGCCGUCACGCCGAAUUCGAUGCCCGUUUCUUUGGUGCCAACAGCCACAAUGUCCUGCACAUCGCGAGGAAGACGGGUACCCAUAUCUCGAUGCCGGUAGACAUGAGCGAGCCGGUGCUGUGGAUGUGGGGAACUGCUGACCGGCUGUUGUCGGCGAGACGCGAUCUGCAUGCGCUUAUGGAGCAGGUUCAAAACGAUCUUGAGCAUGGAGCGCGGCGUUCCAGUCUAUGGGUAAAGAUCAGGGCCAUGCCGACGGAUAAGAAGCAGCAGAUGAUCGACAAUAUGAUCAAGGAGGCGAGGGUCCGCAAGAUGUAUCGGCUGCCGCCGCCGACUGGUAUUUCGUUCCCGGCGGUGGGCAUCUUCAUCUGGCCGGCCAAGGAACGCAGUCCGCAGCAGAUCCUCGGAUUGGCAUGUGAAGCGCUUGACGAUAUCCGCUUCGAUCAGAAGGUCUGGAUCCUGUUCAACAGGAAGGGGAACAUGUUUCGCGUUCUCGGUGACGACCCCAGGGACGUCGACAUUGCCGUGUCGCGCAUUCGUGGCGUCUUCUGCGAGGUUGCGGCCAAGAGGCGGAGGCCGACGAAGAUGGUCCUCCUGCACCCACCCUCCGUGAAUCUCAGUGCCACCAAGAUCGUCGCCAACGAGAACCACGACCUCAUCAACCGCCAAGUCACGGUCAAGCGUCUCGAGGCGAACAAGGGUAUCCAGAUGUUGCUAGGCGGCCCCGCGCCGAAUCUGAAGUUUCUCCAGUCGUGGAAGAUCAAGAGCGAGAUCUUGACCAGAGCGAAUGACACUUACAUGCGUAAAGCACUCGAGCAGGGCAUACAGGAUCUCACCUAUUUCCUGGGCCAUGCGAGGAUCAGGGUAUACAUUGGAAAGAUGGUUCUGUACGGCUACAGAAGGGCAAGGGAAAACACCUAUGACAUUCUCGACUUCGGUGCGAUGGUUCGCAACAGCCAGACCGACGGCGAGCUCAUCAGGUCUAUCGGCAGCGGUAGAUACGGCAUCAAGGACAAUGAGGUGGCCGACGAGCUGCGCCAAUACUGCGACCGUAUCUUUACGCCGAUGGACACCAAUCCCGAUCACAGGAGCGAGGGCCCAGUCGUCGAACCCCAGAUCUCGGCUACUUUCGAGCUCAAGCUGUACGACGAGCAGGGUGCGGCUCAGGAUAUUCGUCUGGAAGUCACUUACGAACGUCUACCCGGCAAGAGGGAAUACCGUCCACUGGACCGUCGCUGGCUCAACACGAGGGACAAAGAGAGCCGUCCCAAUGCCGACAACCCGCGCAAGGGACCGGUCAACAUCAAGGUGAUAGAUGUCCAAGCAGAUCUCGGAUACCAGAUCGAGAUCGUCACCUGGUCACUAUACCGCGAGACACACUAUCCCAUCUUCCAGGAAUUCUCUCGGGCUCUCGGCAUCGAGUAUAUUCCGGACGAAUUCACCGCCGCACCCCUUCCGGAGCUAGGACAGCCCGAUACCCGCCCCACCAUCCCGCGCAUCACGUUUGUCAACCUCCCCGGCAUGUCCGUCUCCGGUGUUGUCCAGAAGACCAAGUACCGCUACUACCUACCCCGCACCAGUUACGUCUUCGAACUGACGCGGUACGAACAUCUCCCGAUUCACCCUGUGUCGACGCUGUACCCAGACGGCGUGCCCAUCUCGUACCGAGGCCUCGACACGCCAUUCGACACGCGCUGGGGCUGCGCAAUCUGGCACAAGCGCUGGGACCAAUACCUGAGCCAGCAGGCAGUAGCGCAGCUGGGGCAGCGCGGCGACUGGGACCCGGACAUUGAGAAGUUUUUCCCCAGCUCGUCGGCGCAGCCCGCCACAGACAGCGACGCCGAAACGGUAAAGGACGGCCGUCAGCGCGAGCACGUCCCCGACGAGUACAACGACGACGGCUUUGCGGAGUUCCUUGAUACCGUUCGACAGGUCGUACGCCUCGUCAAGAGCGCGCAGGAGAAUGUCGCCCGCCAGAAAAUGACGCAGGUGGAGGCGUGGACGGGCGGCCAGGCUGUUGUGUACUAGGCUAGGUAGUGGGGGUGGGUUCGAUGUGUUCGCUGUGUAUCAUCUGGUUGAUUGAAUACUCGGUUUGGUCUGGUCUGGUCAUUUCGUUACCUACGUCACAUCCUAGAGAUUUUUCGGCUUGAUUUUCACUUUUUCUUUUCUUUUCUUUUCUUCUGUUUGUGGUGAUACCUUGUGCAUGGCUGAGGUAGAUGGUAGAUAUAGCC
Tricharina praecox is the source of this 2703-nucleotide messenger RNA. RefSeq lists its product as uncharacterized. The transcript has 2 exons. The record is from RefSeq and is a predicted model, not a curated record. The coding region runs from base 239 to 2500 and encodes 753 amino acids. Lineage: Eukaryota; Fungi; Ascomycota; Pezizomycetes; Pezizales; Pyronemataceae.